Cetraspora pellucida is the source of this 882-nucleotide messenger RNA. The record is from the annotation of a GenBank genome assembly. NCBI's taxonomy places the organism in Eukaryota, Fungi, Glomeromycota, Glomeromycetes, Diversisporales, Gigasporaceae.
UUAGACCAUUCUCAAUUAACGAUGAUAGUUCACACAGACAUUCCUUACUUACCGUUUCAUCCUCAACAGACGCUUGAUCUUUAUAUCCCUACAUUAACUUUGCAAGAUGCCGUAACCAAAUUGCCUACACCAAUUAUCAUCUUGAUUCACGGAGGUGCCUGGAUCUCGGGUGAUAAAAAAGAUCUUGAAUCUCUAGGAAAAUCCGUUUCAUCUGUAACAAAUUUCGCUGUUGCUCUAAUAAACUAUAGGACAAGUACAACUCCCGAAAUCAAACAUCCAGCGCACAUAAACGAUGUGGCAGCUGCUAUAACUUGGAUUUAUUCAAAUGGUGAUAAAUAUGGAUAUCUGGGUGAUAGGAUGUACUUAGUUGGACAUAGUGUUGGUGCUUUUCUAUCAGCUCAACUUGUAUUCACUCCUGAAUAUCUUAUUAAUGCUUCAGGCUCUUUCUCGAAAAAUAUCGAUGAAGCUAAAAAAUUAUUGAAUUCAAUUCGUGGGAUUGUCGGUAUCGAAGGUAUUUACGAUAUACCAUCGUUAUUGGAGCGUUGGCCUGCUUAUACAAAAUAUGUUGAACCAGCGUUUGGCACGGAUCCUGAAGUUUACAAAUCUGUGUCUCCAAAAUACAAUUCAACCAAUGAUACGGUUAUUAAGAUACCAUCUUAUCUAAUUGUUCAUUCUUUAGAAGAUGAGUUAGUUGAUAUUGAACAGGCUAAUAAUUUUUAUAAAUAUAUUACACAAAUUAAAAUAAAUGAAUUUAGUGUGGAUUAUCAAACUGGGAUAAAAGGAACUCAUGAUGGCAUUUUGGAAGAAAGAGAACUUGAGCAGAGAAUUGUGGAAUUUAUUUUGUUUCGAGAAAAGAAGUUACAAUUACCCCAUUCAAAAUGA